Molecule: messenger RNA, 613 nt
Organism: Moneuplotes crassus
Lineage: Eukaryota; Ciliophora; Spirotrichea; Euplotida; Euplotidae
Source: the annotation of a GenBank genome assembly
AUGAAGGACUUUCUAGGAAUCUGAGGGGGAGAUUUGUGGUGAAGUUUCGAAAGGGGAGGUGGGUGGGAGGGGGUGAUGCUGGAGGGGGUUAAGGGGUUUUGGGGUGAAUUAAUGGGGGUUGGAGAUGUGGUUGGGAUGGUGGUUUUGGGGGGUUGAGGGGGUUGAGGGGGUGGGUUUUAGAGUAUUGGGGAGUUGUGAAAUAUGUGGUUUCUUGUUGGGAAUAAAUUUUUUAGAAGACUUAUGUUUUAGAAGGAGUCAACCUAGUUAGAUUUUUAGCUUUCGAAAAGCACAGUGAAUCUCUAUUUAUCUGUUUCUUGUCUUUGGCGAGUUCUUAUAAACUUGAAAUUAGCUUAUAAUAAAGACUCUGGUGAUUUUAAAAAUUUAAUAAAACUCCAUUGUGAGAUUCUAACAUUUCAAAAUCUAUUGAAUAGUCAACUAAAUUCGCAUUAGUUACUAAGUUUAUAGUGAGCAGGAAAGCUCAACUGUUUUCUUAUUACAGGAAUCCUGGAGGAGUUCUUAAUCAGACCCUCUAUUCAAAAUCUAAAUUUUAGCAAGAAGUGCAUAUGUUAUACUACCCAAAUGACUUACCAAAAAUGUUUACUGCCGCCAAAAA